Molecule: messenger RNA, 3821 nt
Organism: Nematolebias whitei (Rio pearlfish)
Lineage: Eukaryota; Metazoa; Chordata; Actinopteri; Cyprinodontiformes; Rivulidae
Gene: atp11b
Product: ATPase phospholipid transporting 11B (putative)
Exons: 30
Coding region: 251-3736 (1161 amino acids)
Biological process (GO): phospholipid translocation
Cellular component (GO): plasma membrane; recycling endosome; endoplasmic reticulum
Molecular function (GO): ATPase-coupled intramembrane lipid carrier activity; ATP hydrolysis activity; ATP binding
Source: RefSeq, a predicted model, not a curated record
GCAGAGAGAUGUAGCAGCGGAGCUGGUUGGGACUCUGUGGCCAGCCGUCUGUCACUUCACCCAGUAGUCAUCUGUCUGACAUUACCGCGCAAUGAGAAAGCUUUAGCGUGUUGUUUUCUCGUGGGUGCCACUGCACGCGUGUGCCACGCGAUGCGACCGAGAACAGCAGCCGUUGGAAGGAAACAUCACAGCGUCCGGACGGGUUUGCUGGAGUAGCUUGUGCUAGCGCGGGGCUAACGCCUGUGCGAAGAUGCUGCGGUGGAUACGACAGCAGCUGGGCUUUGACCCACCUCAUCAAAGCGACACCAGGACAGUUUAUGUAGCAAACCGUUUUCCUCAGCAUGGUCAUUACAUCCCACAGCGCUUUGCAGACAACAGGAUCAUUUCAUCCAAGUACACAAUUUGGAAUUUUGUACCCAAGAAUUUGUUUGAACAAUUUAGGAGGAUUGCAAACUUCUAUUUUCUCAUUAUCUUCCUUGUACAGUUAAUGAUAGACACUCCAACUUCCCCGGUCACCAGUGGGCUCCCUCUCUUCUUUGUGAUCACAGUCACUGCUAUAAAACAGGGCUAUGAAGACUGGCUGAGACACAAGGCUGACAACGAGGUUAAUGGAGCGCCAGUGUUUGUAGUUCGCAGUGGAAGUCUGGUUCAGACAAGAUCCAAAAAUAUUAGGGUAGGGGAUAUUGUUCGUGUAGCUAAAGAUGAGACCUUCCCAGCUGAUCUGGUGUUGCUUUCAUCAGAUCGUGUUGAUGGUACUUGUCACAUCACCACAGCUAGCCUUGAUGGAGAGACCAACCUUAAGACUCAUUUCUCUGUACCAGAAACAUCAGUGUGUCAGUCAGUGUCCCAGCUGGAGGCUUUACAGGCUGUAGUGGAGUGUCAUCAGCCAGAAGCUGAUUUAUACAGAUUUGUAGGUCGUAUCACUGUGACUAAACAUGAAGAAGAGAUAGUCAGACCACUGGGUCCAGAGAACUUGCUGCUGCGAGGAGCCAGGUUGAAAAAUACCAAAGAGAUUUUUGGUGUGGCAGUUUACACAGGGAUGGAAUCCAAGAUGGCACUCAACUAUAAGUGCAAGUCCCAGAAACGCUCUGCAGUUGAGAAGUCAAUGAACACAUUCCUGAUAAUCUACCUGGUCAUCUUGCUGUUUGAGGCCAUCCUCAGCACCAUUCUGAAGUAUGCCUGGCAGGCUGAAGAGAAAUGGAAUGAGCCUUUCUACAAUCAAAAGACUGAACAAGAAAAGAACAGCAGCCCGAUUCUUAAGUUCAUCUCUGACUUCUUGGCAUUUCUGGUCCUCUAUAACUUUAUCAUCCCCAUCUCACUCUAUGUCACUGUGGAAAUGCAAAAGUUCCUGGGCUCUUUUUUUAUUGGCUGGGAUUUGGACCUGUACCAUGAAGGAAGUGAUCAGAAAGCUCAGGUCAACACAUCUGAUCUUAAUGAAGAGUUGGGUCAGGUAGAGUAUGUGUUUACUGACAAAACUGGUACGCUAACAGAAAAUGAAAUGCAGUUUCGUGAGUGUUCAAUAAAUGGAAUCAAGUACCGAGAAGUUAAUGGGAAACUGGUACCAGAGGGUAUGACCGAAGACUCUCCAGAUUGUUCUACAACACACCUGAUGAGUGAGGAAACAUUAUUUCUCAAGGCAGUGUCACUGUGUCACACUGUUCAGAUCAGCUAUGACCAACCAGACUGUCUGGUAGGAGAUCCUUUUUCCCAUGCCAAUGGUUUCUCUUCAAAUAACAUGGAGUACUAUGCCUCCUCACCAGAUGAGAAGGCUUUAGUAGAGGCAAUGAAGAGAAUUGGAGUGGCAUUCACAAGCAUCAGGGGUGAUGCCAUGGAAAUUAAAUCAUUUGGCAAGCUUGAAAAGUACAAACUCCUCCAUGUUUUGGAGUUUGAUCCAAAUCGCAGGAGAAUGAGUGUCAUACUGCAGACUCCUUCAGGAGGUCAAGUGCUUUUUACCAAGGGUGCUGAGUCAGCCAUCUUGCCUUUCACCACAAGUGGUGAGAUUGAAAAAACAAGACUACAUGUGGACGAGUUUGCCUUGAAAGGUCUGCGGACCCUUGUGGUGGCAUGUCGCCACUUCACUCCAGAGGAGUAUAUUGAUGUUGACAAGCACCUAACUGCUGCUCGCACAGCUCUGCAGCAGAGAGAAGAGAAACUACAGGAAGCUUUCAGCUACAUUGAGAGAGAUCUGCAUCUCCUGGGAGCAACUGGGGUAGAGGACAAACUUCAAGACAAAGUUCAAGAGACCAUUGAAGCACUGCGGCUGGCAGGAAUCAAAGUGUGGGUGUUGACAGGAGACAAACAUGAGACAGCAGUUAGUGUCAGCUUGUCCUGUGGCCAUUUCCACAGAGCAAUGAACAUCUUGGAGCUUCUGCAACAGCGCUCUGAUAAUGAGUGUGCUGAACAACUUGGUAGACUGGCCAGAAGGAUAAAAGAAGACCACGUCAUCCAACAUGGGUUGGUUGUAGAUGGGGCCAGUUUGUCUUUAGCAUUAAGGGAACAUGAAAAGCUCUUUAUGGACGUAUGUAAAAACUGCUCAGCUGUGCUGUGCUGCCGCAUGGCCCCUCUGCAAAAAGCCAAGGUGGUGCGACUUUUGAAGACCUCCCCAGAAAAGCCCAUCACCUUGGCUGUUGGAGAUGGAGCAAAUGAUGUCAGUAUGAUACAAGAAGCUCAUGUGGGCAUAGGUAUCAUGGGGAAGGAGGGUCGUCAGGCCGUGAGAAACAGCGACUAUGCAAUUGCUAGGUUUAAGUUCCUGGCUAAACUUCUGUUGGUCCAUGGUCACUUCUACUACAUUCGAAUAGCUACACUUGUACAGUACUUUUUCUACAAGAAUGUGUGUUUUAUCACACCACAGUUUUUAUACCAGUUCUUCUGUUUGUUUUCACAACAAACUCUGUAUGACAGUGUUUACCUGACACUUUACAACAUCUGCUUCACCUCGCUGCCCAUCCUGGUGUACAGUCUGUUUGAACAGCUGGUCCACCCACAUGUGCUACAGAGUAAGCCUGCCCUGUACAGAGAUAUUAGCAAGAACUCUCUGCUGUCUUUUGGGACAUUCUUGUACUGGACUCUACUGGGCUUCUGUCACGCCUUCGUCUUCUUCUUUGGGUCCUGUUUACUGAUGGGAGAAGACACGACACUUAUGGGCAAUGGACAGAUGUUUGGGAACUGGACGUUUGGAACCCUUGUCUUUACUGUUAUGGUCAUCACUGUCACAUUAAAGCUUGCAUUAGAAACUCAUUUUUGGACCUGGAUGAAUCAUUUUGUGACGUGGGGUUCCAUAGCAUUCUAUUUCAUAUUCUCCCUCUUCUAUGGAGGCAUCAUCUGGCCAUUCCUGCACACCCAGGACAUGUACUUUGUCUUUGUACAACUGCUUUCCAGUGGUUCGGCCUGGUUUGCCAUCAUUAUUAUUAUCAUCAUCUGCCUCUUUCCGGAUAUAAUUAAGAAGGUCAUGUUCAGACAUCUGAAGCCCACCAGCACACAGAAGAGCCAGUCUCUAUCAGCCCCCCAGGCGCAGGCCCUCAGCUGUGUGGAAUCCCUGUGCUGCUACCAGCACGGGCAAAGCGGCUGUUCACGUCUGGCCCACCUCCUGGAGCAAAUGACUGGACAAUGCAAGGCCAGCAUUAACAAUUGCCACGCAUCCAGCCGCAGCAACAGGUCUUGGAACGAUACAGAGAACUUCUACUCAAACGAUCGCAGCAUCCUGACGCUGUCGCCUAUCGAGGCCAACCUCUGCUGACUCCCUUGGCCAUGGACUUAAACACACAUCUGGGAGUGGGCAUGCUACCACUCAGUUACAAAUUAUAGUUACACUCCUGUCCCCC